AUGUGUAUAUAUGUGCAUUAGCAGUGGAUCGAAAUGGAUCCUUUUAGAGAGUAUAAUAACCGCCAUGUUUUUUGACUUCGUGUUUACUCGGUAGAGUUCGGUUUAUGUGGUACCCCGGGGCCUAGGUUCAGUGUUCUACGUUAAACGUGCAAUGCCGUCGAUAAAUUCGCUUUGCUAGCAUUGCUACACGUUGUUUAUUUUUAGUAGUAUAUCGGUGGUUAAUUGUAAAUAGCUGUAAAUACACAUGGAUGACUUAAAGAAUUUGAAGAUCUUCUGUGAAAAAAGAAACAGAGUCAUCUACAAUGUUAAAUAUUUAGUUUCAACUUUAUUUAUAAACAAUUAAAGAUUAAAUAAUAAUCACUGUCCUCUACGAGGUAACUCAUUAGUUCAUCUUGAUCAUUACUAUUGAUAACUAUUUUAAUAUCUCAAAAAUUAAAAAAAAAUUUACUAUUCUAGAGUCUUUUGAACCAAUAACGAGCAUCUAGUGUUUCUGAUAUUAUUUUUUAUACAAACCUCGAGUAAUAAACCGGUAUAGUUGUAAACAAUUGAAUUAAUAGUAAAUGAUGGAACCAAUAAAAACGGCUACAAUGCAUGUGAACGAAUCUAAAGCCCUUUGUUCGCCUCUAUCGUGCUCUGGACGUGGAAACGACGAGAUAAGUAAAAAAUUAGAGGAAGAACUGUUGUAUGAUGCUGGUGAAGAUGGAGAUGAGGAUGAUGCACUUUCCGAUGAUAGUUUGCGUUUGAGGCUGUCUGAUGAUGAAGCCGACGCUGACGAUAGUGAAAGAACAUCUAGUACUUCUAGUAAUCAGCUCAAAUAUUUAAAGACUGAAUCAACGGUUACUGCAAAUUCUUCAAGUGUUGAUGGUCGUUUGAAUGGAAUGAAUGACACUCAUAACAAUUUGGAUAACCAAGAAGAAAAAUUUCAACCGUUAAGUGAUAGUCGCACUUGUAUCAACAAAACGGAAAAGCCAGAUGUUAAACAAGAGGGAGCUGUUGUAGAAGAAACUAAAGUCAAUGACCAAGCAGAAAACGAGGUGGAAAAUAACUCUGACCUUAAAAUUGAAGAAGAUCAAUCCUGUUUGGAAAAAGUAAAAGACAGUAAAUUGGAUGAUUCAUUAUCUGUUAAUGGUGAAAGUGAAGUGAAUAAAAAUAAAACGACUAAUGAAAAUCAUGAAAAAGAUUUAAUUGUGAGUGUUGAUGAGCAGAAUAGUGAAAUAAAUGACGAUAGUAUUACGUCAACAUCAGCAUUGUCAUCUACAUUAACAUCGAAAAUUUCAUCGUCAGCUAAGGAUUCAAGUGCCGUUGAAGACAGUAAUAGUCCUGUUGACGAUUGUGAAGACGAUAAUAAUUGUGAUUCAUUAACUUGCGAAGAAGUACUUUUAGAAAUUGAAGACGACAAACUCGACGAAGUCCACGUGAUUGAAGAGCUGGGAGACGAAGAAAUUGAAGAGGAAGACGAUAUUAUUCACAUAGAAUCAGCAAAAAUGGAGACAGUUACAACAACUUCUAGCGAUCGUCAUUCAGAAAAGAGUAAGCCCUCUAAAUCAGCUACCAAUGGUGGCGAUAAUAGUCCUAUAGAGGUUGAUGAAGACAUUGAUAAAAGCAAAAUCAAUGAAUCAAGUGAAACUAGCCAAAUUGAUUCGAAUAAAGAUAAAAGUGUUAAAGAUAAGGUAAACAAUAUUAUUGUUGUUAAAUCACUUACUAAACUUACGUCUAAUAGUGAACCGGAUACUACUGAACCUGGAACUAAACGUCGUUUAAUCAGUCCAGAAGAUAGUCUUGAAAGUCCUAACAAAAAAAUUUUCCGUGAUAAUAGCACAAUAUCUUCUAGUUCAUCAUCAUCAUCAUCAUCAUCAUCGACCGUCACGAAACAGUCUGAGAAAGAUCAAACUGAUACCGAGGAUAUUGAUAUUGAUGAAAAUAAUGCAAGUGAAGACAUUGUUGAGAUUGACAAUAAUGCUGCAGAAGUUGAUGAUGCUAGUAUAAAUGAUAGUUCUCAAAAAACCCCGAAGAAUGGUGAAGUACUAAGCAAUGUCGAUGAAAGUGCAGACUGUACUACACAAGAUGUUACUAAUGGCUUAGAAACACAAAAUAACGAUAGUUUGGUAACAGAAAUGGAUGCCAAUGAACUAUCUAGUACCGAACCUCAAACUGAUGCCCAUCCGAGAAGAAAACUCAGAAGGAAGAAAAGAAGAAGUCCUUCAUCUGUUAAGAUGACUGUUCACCAAGGACAAGAAAAAGAAAAUGUUCGUCAAAAACGUGAAACAGCGCAAAAAGCCCAAGAAAUAAUUCGUAAAUAUAAUGAUGAAAGUGAUUCAGAAUCUAGUGAACAAUCCUCGUUGAUUCAAUACAAUAAACCUAUUAGUCAUAAUAAUAAUAAUAAUAAUAAUAAUAGUAAUAGUAAUAAUAAUACACGAUCAACAUCACCACCUGCAUUGAAACGUAAUCAUUAUCUUGAUAAAGACGAUUCGCUUAAUAUUGGUGCUGUAUUAAAAAAACCAAAGAGAGAAGCAGAAGACGACGACAAAAGUGAACUCCGGCAAAUUCUCACAUCGGAAAUCAAACCAAAACCUUUAGAACAUGUUAGGACCUUUUUUUUGCGAGAUUGUAAGCAAAAAUUAUCGAAAUUCACACAGGAGGAGCUGGAAGAGUUGUUGGUUCAAAAAAUUGUGGAGACAAUAACAAUGCGUGAUGAAAUUGGAAAGCUGCGUGAACAAGCUAAAAUAUCAGAACGUAACCAAGAAGCAACGCGAUCGAGAUGCCAACAAUUGGCUAAACAUGUUAAGGAUUUUGAUAUGGUAAUAAAACGUUACGAAAGUGAUCGUAAACUAAGUGAAAAAACUGAUAAGCCCAUAGUCCCUAUUAAAAUUAAUAGAUCCGUUGGAUUACAAGUUAAUUUUGUUACGGAUCAAGGAGUGCAAAAUUUGCGACAAUUAGCACUUAGUAAACAGCAACCAACUCCGGUUAUGAAUGGAGUAACUACAUAUCCCGUCAAGCAAAAUGAUGAACCAGCUAAUAAUGUUUCUAAUGCCGUCAGUCCAGCUCUAAGAACUAUAAAAGGAAUCAAAGUACGAUCGCCGCGUAAAAUUGAAACUCCGGGCAGUUCACCAGUAGUAUCGACAGCAUGCUUAAUGCCGAUUCAAAAUGCGAUUCCAAGUCAACAAGCUCAAGUAGUUAUACCAGCAUCAGCAUUGCCACUGCAACAACAGCAACAGUUCCAAAAGCAGCAAAAACAGCAACAACAGCAACAGCAACAGCAACAGCAACAACAACAACAACAACAACAACAACAACAACAACAACAACAACAACAACAACAACAACAACAACAAAAACAAAAACAAAAACAGCAGCAGCAACAACAACAACAAACGACUAUUCAACUAUCGCAACCUGUAACAAAUGUUACACCAGCUGCUUUGGUUGUUUCUAAACAAGUUGAUUCUCGACUUCCAUUAACUUCAAACGCACAACUUAUUAAUCAUCAAAUAUUGUCUAAUCAAACUAUUACGUUUAAUGGAGUGGUUACAUCCACACACAAUGCAAUCAACCGGUCGGCGAAGGUUCUAAAUGUAAGGAGCACUAACACCAACAACGAUAACACGUUGAUCGAUCUUACUGGAGAAGAAGAAAAGAAUAAAAAACCACCACCACUAGCAGCGAUUGCACCCACACCUAAAGAUCCUUCAGCGACAAUAAUCCAAAAAGGUCCGCCACGUUUCCAGAGGAUAGUUCAAUCAGCUCCAGCUAUGACAAUAGGGCAGCCUACUAAUAUUAAAGUCAUUCAACCUUCCGAACGUCCUACACCAACUGCAUUAGUUAACAAUAUGAACAUGAACUCGUCUAAACAAUUAUUCGUCAUGAAGGGCAACGGUACCGGACAACAAUUAUUGAUAACUAAUCACCAUCAGAUUCGGCCGGCGGUUACAACGAAUGCCAGACAAUCAUUUCCUAAUAUUGCGUAUUCGGCUGUAUCAACAUUAGGAAAUGCUUCAACAUUACGAGUUGUAACAACAGCUCCAAAUAGUGUAGUAUCAGCAGCUCUGAAAGCCAAGCAUCCAGCACCACUUCCAGCAACGCCGUCUUAUACAAUAGUUGCGGGAUCGAAACUGCCACCACCUGCUCCGUCAUUAAAAAUAUCCAAAGUUUCUACUGGAAUUGUUUUAUCUUGGAAUAUGACAAUAUCAGAUAAAUACGCAGAAAUAGCAAGCUAUCAGUUAUUUGCGUAUCAAGAAGUCGUAGGAACGGCACCUAGUACGUCUAUGUGGAAAAGAGUCGGUGAUGUUCGGGCAUUAGCAUUACCAAUGGCUUGUACAUUGACCCAGUUCUCCGAAGGUAAUAAUUACUAUUUUGCUGUUCGAGCUGUUGAUGUUUUAUCUAGACUUGGGCAGUACAGUCAACCAGGAAGCAUUUCUCUGUAAUAAAUAAGUGAUAAAUAAUUAAAUUAAUAUUAAUUGUGUUGAAAAACUCAUAUAUUACUAAUAACAUAAUAUUAAUAGUAUAAUAAUUAUAAUUUUAGUACUAGUUGUAGUAAUGAUGUUAAAGAUGUUUUAUAUCUAAUAUUUGUUUUCAACACAAUUAAUUAUAUUAAUAUAUUAGUUAAGUUCUCAUAACAAUAAUGAUAAUGGUCCAUCACAUGUGGUUACAAUUUUAUUUACAAAAAUACUAGGAACUGUGUUCUCGAUAUGUUUUUAUACUCAUACGAUGUAAAUAUAUGGCUGUAAGUCUCUUUUUUUUUUUAAAUGGAAGUAAUGGGUGAAUGAUAAUUGCAUUCUCUUUUAAUUAGU
This is a messenger RNA of Cotesia glomerata, 4787 nucleotides long. It is a transcript of the gene wde, whose product is annotated as serine/threonine-protein kinase pakD-like. Gene Ontology annotation, biological process: regulation of DNA-templated transcription. Gene Ontology annotation, molecular function: protein binding; transcription coregulator activity. The record is from RefSeq and is a predicted model, not a curated record. Lineage: Eukaryota; Metazoa; Arthropoda; Insecta; Hymenoptera; Braconidae. The coding region runs from base 561 to 4421 and encodes 1286 amino acids. Gene Ontology annotation, cellular component: nucleus; transcription regulator complex. The transcript has 13 exons.